Molecule: messenger RNA, 3189 nt
Organism: Puntigrus tetrazona (Sumatra barb)
Lineage: Eukaryota; Metazoa; Chordata; Actinopteri; Cypriniformes; Cyprinidae
Product: RING finger domain-containing protein
Exons: 2
Coding region: 1966-2574 (202 amino acids)
Biological process (GO): protein ubiquitination
Molecular function (GO): ubiquitin protein ligase activity
Source: RefSeq, a predicted model, not a curated record
UUUAAGUUAAAGUUGUACUCAUUUUGUUUGUUUUUUUUUUUGUACUUGGUAGAUUUUUAAAAAAAUUAAAACAAUUUUGUACUUAAAGCUAAAGUAAAUGAAAAUGAGAAAUGCUGCCUUUGCAAAUAAUGUAAAGAUUAUUUCAUUUUUUCAGUUAACGUCUUUUUAGUUGUAGUUAAAAAUGAUCCAAUGUACAUGGAGUAUAGAGUAUCAAAUUGAAAAGUAAAAGUCGUAUUUUUGCUAAUUGACAAGUUAAAUAACAGUGGAGUGAUACACAUCUAUGAAAGCAGUCCGUAGCAUCAAUAGCACUUGUGCUUUUCCCUCUCUUAGUAACCAAGCCAUCUCUUGAUAAUAAAUGUGAGUGAAAGCAGCACCCACCCCAGCCAUACAAAGCAUGGCAUCAGGGGAGAGAAGAGACCGACAGAAAGAGACAGAAACCUACACGUGCAGGGAAUAAACAGACGGUGUUAAACAGUGACAGAGCUUAGUAAACAGUUUUUUUUUCCUCAAAACUUCUCACCUGUGACAAACUGUCCCAGCAUGGACCCGGCGCUCAGGUUUGAAAGGGCACAGAGCAUUUCACCUUGAAAAAAAAACAACUGGACUGGAACGGUGAGUGAGUCUUUUAAUCCUUCCUUCACGCACUAUAAACUGUGGCUCAAAUAGAACACCCAGAUCUGGUUCUCUGACUGACAGCAAUGAUAAGCCGUUGUAUGCCGAAAAAAAAAAAUUGUCGUACAAAGAGUUCCUAGAUAUAUCCUUGCCAGUUCUUAAAUAAAUAUUAAAGUGUAGAGAUUGCAAGAUUUGCAGAGUGUAGCUGCAUUCUCCCUGAAAACAACGUUUUUGUGUAACUCGCAUGGCCAGAUAUAAAGUGUUUGUGUAAUGUUAUAUAGCAUAUUUAAUUUCAUUCGACACUACAAAAGAAACACACACAUACACAUAUAUAUUUAUAUAUAUAUAUAUAUAUAUAUAUAUAUAUAUAUAUAUUAUAACGAUUUUGUAUAUUAAGAUCUUCAGUGCUUAUAAUUUAAUAAAAUGUUAAAGUCCAAGUUUGCACUCCUAAAUCUUGUCAUUAAUCCUAUAGAGACCUGCAUUGCUAGGCAGCCCCUCCUGUGAGUGAUGGUUGCUUUGACUAUGCCCACUCGAGAGUUGGAUUGAAACUGCAACACUAAUAAGAAAACAGACAGCAGGGUUUAUUGGGAGUAAAAUCUUGACACAGUCUUCAUAAACCCUGCUGUAUUUGGCCCUUAUUUGUAUGUGCAUUUGUGCGUGUACAUAUUUCUUGUGCAGAUUGGAAAUACAAAACUUUUGAGCUAAAAAAAAAAAGUGUAGAUGACAGCCAAAUCUGAUAAAACAUCAUAAUGUUUAUAAGGAAAAAGGUGGCUCAUUUUAUAUGCAGAUGUAGACAUGCAUACAUUUACUAUCAUUAUCGCGACGUGUGACUUUGCAUGAAGUUUUUGUGGAAGUUUUGGUGUUGUGCCAAGACCCAGUUUCUCAAUAUUUUAAUGAUUUCAUAUAGAGGAAGCACGAGAGUAUCUUGUGAAAUUGGGUCAGUUCCACUUAUUUUUUAACUAGAUGAGACCCGAUUAAACUGGAUCUGGAUCUACAAAGUAGUGUUUUGGCCUUGAUACAUGUUUAUAUUAAAAAUAGUUAAGGACAUGCAAACCUUAAACGUUGGAAUUUCUGUUAAACAGUUAUUUGCACUGACAUUGCUUGCUCAAAUGGAUCUUCUUUAAUGAUGAAUGGGUGCCAUCAGAACGAGAGCCCAGGCAGCUGAGAAAAACAUCACAUGACGUGUGUUAACAUCUUGUGAGUUUAAAAGCCGUUAAAAGAAAUUUUAAUAUGAUCCAUAAUAUUGGUUUCUCCAGUGGAAAAAAUUAGGAUGCACAGGUUGCUUCAGAAGAUCACGAUCACUGCUGAAGACUAGAAAACCAUAUUCUCCGUGGCAUCUCGGUGUCCUCCAUCAUGUCAGAGUCUCGACCGACGCCUGCACAAACUGAGGUGCCUUCAGAGUCUCCAGAGGUGGAGUGUCCAGUCUGCUAUCAGGAGUACGACCAGGACUCCAAACUCCCGCGCAUGCUGGAAUGCCUACACGUCUUCUGCACAGAAUGUCUCCGCAAAAUCCAGCUCACCCCUUUGCACCCGCCCGACCCCAACAGCGCCCCCUCAAUCUCCUGCCCCCUGUGCCGCCACUCCACCCCGCUGCAGGGUGGCGACGCAUACUCUCUCCCCUGCAACUCACGGAUUCUCGCCCAGCUGCCUCCCGUAGCCUUCCGUCUGCCCGCGUCGGUGUCUGCCCGGCUGGCCACGGUGACCCAGCGCUUCGUGCUAUCUCUGGGGGAGAGGGAUACCCGAUUCAUAAUCCUGCCCACUGUUAGUCUGAGGGUGGAGCAGAUGGGAGAAGGCGCAGAGAUGGUAAACCCACCUAGGGUGCUGCAUCGAGAGAUCGAGGUUCUGAGGAGACACAAGAAGACCCUGAUGUGCGUUCAGGUUCUGGCUGUCAUCUUCUGGAUUAUGUUUGUGCUGACUUGUGUGAUUGGGGUUGUGUUUGGGCCAAGCCUUUUUCAUAAUUGAGAGACCAAGGACACGGGUGUAUCCUGUUACAAUAACAUAUUUAUUCUGUACCUGCAUUUUUCAAAUGAAAACAUUUAGAUCGUUAUCACUAGAUCGGUUUGAUUGCAUGUAAAAAUCUGCAGUUGCCCCAAUAUUUGGACACAGCAAAUAUAUGAAAGUCAUUGCAAAACAUUUUACAGUGUACAAACUUUGUUUUUUUAAAUUAUGCCAUAAUAUGGUUCAUAAUAAAGACAAAAAGUAUUGUGGAACCUUGUUGACAAAUGCUAGAGAAACAAGUCCAUAGUUGAUGUGAUUAUAAUUAAACUAUAUCUAAUGACUUCAUAUUGUGCAUCCAUUACAAAUUAACAUUUUAUGUACUUUUGAUAUUACUUGCUUGAACCAAAUUCUAAAAGUGAGGUUGGUUCUGAAAAUAGCUCUAGACUAGAUAUGGAUAUUUGGUUUAAUAUUUAAUUGAAUGCAAUUCAUUUUAUUAUUUGGUAGAAGUGUCCAAAUAUUUUUUGCCCCUUUUUUCAUGUUCAUAUGUAGUCCUACAGGUAUUCCUCUCCUUAACUGUUAUGUCUAUAUUUAUUAUCUAUUUUGUAAAUAGAUUAAAGGAUGAUAUUCUCUGUUCUCUGA